Messenger RNA from Aphanomyces invadans, 930 nucleotides. RefSeq lists its product as hypothetical. The record is from RefSeq and is a predicted model, not a curated record. Bases 459 to 797 code for a protein of 112 amino acids. The transcript has a single exon. Lineage: Eukaryota; Oomycota; Saprolegniomycetes; Saprolegniales; Verrucalvaceae.
GGCACGGAGCGCGAGGUUUCUGUGCGGGAAGCACCGACAUCACCCCUACAGAGACACUCGAAUUCUUGCGGCAGGGAGGAGGGGGUGCCACCAUGACCUCACGUAGAAUCUCGUGGCGGCACCUACGAACACACCGCUAGCAUUGCAACAGGUGGGCCGAUCCAUCGGUGAACGAUCGCAAUCUCGCUCUUAGAUGAUAGCGGUGUUUUCGUGGUGCUUAUGGGGUCCUCCUCCCCCAUCUUUGUUUUGGCCUGGAUGCGCAAUGUCCGAUUCCAUCAACCCUUCGCUUUCCAUUGCCGUUAUUUGAACGAGCUGUGUGGCGCAAUCUCAUCGCAGUAGCCCUUCGUUCGGAGCAUUCCAUACACUCGUUUUCGCAAACCCGUUGCUUGGAAGGACAUCGGUGCAGUCGAAUUCCCCACCUGCAAUAUGCCAUUCAUGUGCUGGGGGUGCUGCUUGUCAUGCGAAAUGAAGAGUCAAAUAUUUCCUUACCUCCCUUCUUCAUCCUCAACGUGCGCCUUCCAUCGUUGAACACACCCUCGAGCGUCCACGACACGGCGCACGGAGCUGCUUGUGAGCAGUUCUUCGUGUUUCCCCGUGCCCGAUCGAUCCGCCCCCGGCAACGGCCCCUGAUCGAGGAGGUCUUGCCCAAACUGAAAAUUCAAACACAAAGCCACUGGCGCUCGCACUGCCGUAGCACUUCACGUGGCCACCCUCAUGAACGUGACUUGCCAUUAUUUGCCCAGUACAAAAGGACACCGCUCCAUGAUCGCAGCCGUAUUUUCACUCCGUGCACAUGAUGGCCACGACGGUCGCCUUCCAUGUCCACGUUGAAUUCUCGUCGAAUGGCACAAGAUCUCGACCAAGUUACUUGCUGCUUGGGGUGGGGGGGGUCAUAUAAAUUUUUAAUGUUACAGCUAAACAUGAUGAUGG